AUGGUGAUCUCACCUCUGGAUGGCGUUGCGAAGUUGGCCAAGACGCGAGUCGAAAGAAAAAGAAUAAAACUGACGGCUUCAGACACUCCCAACGAAGGCAAUUGGGCUGAGCGGGACCGUCAGAGCUAUGCCAGCGGGAGCUAUGUAAAAAGGUUAUAGAAAUUUCUCUCUAAUAUUUUUUGAAAAAAAAUUCUAUACAAUGGAUCAAAACAUGUCAGUCGGUGAAAUUUGACGGGAAAACUCGAAAAUCACUUUCCAAAAAAUAAAAAUCGAUAAUAAAAUAAUUUAAAGUUUCUCCAUUUUACGCAAAAAUCGAAAGAAACUCUCCAAAAUAUUUUUGUGUCUCCGAAAACGCGACAAACGUAUAGGUGGGCGGAGCGUCAGUCCCGAAUUGGGCCCGCCUCCUCAAUAUCUAGAGAAUCUGCGCUCCACCGAAAUGGUUAUUUCAAAAAAAACUUUUUUUUUUUGCUUUUACUUAACUGUUUUUCACACGAGUUCUGACGUCAACGAAUCAAUCUAGAGAUUUUAAUAGUUUGUCGUUCAGUCAUUAGCAUCAUCAUAUUGACUUUGAUAUUAAACUUUUGAAGAAAGAGAGAAUGUGGGAAAUCAACCAGCAACUCUCAAAUAAUGAAAAAAUGGUAAUGAGACGCACUUUCUUUCUUCGUUACUUAUCCCAGUUGUCUUCAUGACUGCCAUGCCUCAUAAAGUUAAUUUUUCAGUUACGUACACGGAAUGUUGAACGGCGAGAGUAACUUUGCUCUCGACAAGGAUCUCGAGCGGCUGAAACAGUGCGGAUGGCUUGCCGUCAUUCCCAAAACCAACCAGAUAGAGGAGCUGCAGACAAUUUUGAAAGACAGGUUAGUUUUUUUGAAAUAGAUUUUCUCUACUUUUUCAUCGAGACUUCAUUACCUUCUUUUGUUCAUUCAUUUUUUCUGUCCCAGUGGACUAUCAUUAUUAUUUUUAUUUUCAAAUCAAUCGAUGAAGCAUAAAGUCGGACUAGCUUAAAUUUAAUAAAGCACUUCACGCUCAUAUAUUUUUAGAGAAACUUCGCAUCCUGAUUUCGUUUUUUACGCUGACCGUUUGAUGAGGAUUGUUAUCGAGGAAGGCCUCAAUCGGCUUCCUUUCAGUGAAAAAACGGUCGUAACUCCUUCUGGCGUCAAAUACAACGGUUCAAAAAGAAUUAAUCAGAAAAAUGGUUGUAUAUUUGCAGGUAUACAGUUUGCGAGGGGAAACUGCGGAGUUUCAGUUUGUAGGAGCGGCGAGGCGAUGGAAAUUGCUCUGAGGCAGUGCUGCCGUUCUAUCCGAAUAGGAAAAGUCCUUCUCGGUAGGACUUCACAGAAUGUUUUUAUUGUGGAUAAGUUUUCGGUUCCAAACUAGGGAAGUUCAUCAAGAGCAUAUAAAGGAUAGAAAAAUUUAGUGGCUAAAUAUUCGAAGAUUACCUAAGUUUUUUUCGAUUUGAACAAUUUCAUCAGUCUUGCUUGUUGAAUAAUAAUGAAAAGGUUUUUCCUCAGAACUUUAUCUUGAACUUCGCAGGCGAAGAACAACGAAUACUCUACGCACGGUUGAUGUCGGACAUUUCACAGCGACGUAUCCUGAUUCUCUAUCCAACUAUAAGGCAGAGUAAUCCGAACUAACUUCAAAUUCAUUUCUGAAGUAUUUUUAGUACUGGUAUCACGACGUGCAGGGCAAUUCGUGCGUUGAAGGACGUCGGCGUUUCAGAGGAAAACAUGUACCUUAUAACUCUCUUCAUCACUCCAGCCGGUCAGAUUUUUAUUUUUUGGUGUUUUACCACGUUCUGUCAGCUUUUUAUUGGCACGAGCUGUUAAGCCGACUUUUUACAGGCGUCCCAUAAAUAUUAUUCGAUUUUUUUUUUGGUAUUUUGAUUUUCCUAGGUGCUGAUAUAUGCGAACAUCUGGUAAUUUUCCUUCAAUAAAAAAACCAAAUCUUAAAAUAGAAUUUUUCCUAUUUUAACCUCAAAAAAUAUUAGUUUCAGGUGUCAAGAGAAUUUGUUCGAACUACCCCGAAUUGACGAUCAUCACUUCGGAUGUGACCACGGAGUUCCCUCACAGCUUCGCCAUGAAAUACUACGGUACUGACUGA
Messenger RNA from Caenorhabditis auriculariae, 2100 nucleotides. NCBI's taxonomy places the organism in Eukaryota, Metazoa, Nematoda, Chromadorea, Rhabditida, Rhabditidae. The record is from the annotation of a GenBank genome assembly.